Molecule: messenger RNA, 1894 nt
Organism: Pectinophora gossypiella (pink bollworm)
Lineage: Eukaryota; Metazoa; Arthropoda; Insecta; Lepidoptera; Gelechiidae
Gene: Inx2
Product: innexin inx2
Exons: 1
Coding region: 103-1182 (359 amino acids)
Biological process (GO): phototransduction
Cellular component (GO): gap junction; plasma membrane
Molecular function (GO): gap junction channel activity
Source: RefSeq, a predicted model, not a curated record
GCGCCCCACCAGCAUUCCGCACUCGACGCGAGGGCGAAGCGCACGCCCUAUCCACUCUCAUAUCGCGAGGACGCGCCGCGCGCUCGCGGCUAGACGACCGCCAUGUUUGACGUAUUCGGCUCCGUCAAGGGGCUGCUCAAGCUCGACUCUGUGUGCAUCGACAACAAUGUGUUCCGGCUGCACUACAAAGCCACCGUGAUCAUCUUGAUCGCGUUCUCCCUGCUCGUCACCUCGCGGCAGUACAUCGGCGACCCGAUCGACUGCAUCGUCGACGAAAUUCCGCUCGCCGUGAUGGACACCUACUGUUGGAUCUACUCGACGUUCACGAUCCCGAACCGGCUGGUGGGCCGCGUCGGCCAGGACAUGGUGCAGCCCGGCGUCGCCUCGCACGUCGACGGACAGGACGAAGUGAAAUACCACAAAUACUACCAGUGGGUGUGCUUUGUAUUGUUCUUCCAAGCGAUCCUAUUCUAUGUGCCGCGCUACUUGUGGAAGACUUGGGAGGGCGGCCGCAUCAAGAUGUUAGUGCUCGACCUCAAUUGCCCCGUCGUGGGUGAAGAUUGCAAAGCGGACCGUAAAAAGUUGCUCGUAGACUACUUUCAUACGAAUCUGCACACACAGAACUUUUACGCGUUCCGGUUUUUCAUAUGUGAAGUACUGAAUUUUAUCAACGUGGUUGGACAAAUAUUCUUCAUGGAUUUCUUCCUGGACGGUGAAUUCUCGACGUACGGCCGUGACGUGGUGCGUUUUACCGAAAUGGAACCGGAGGAACGCGAGGACCCCAUGGCGCGAGUGUUCCCUAAAGUGACGAAAUGCACCUUCCACAAAUACGGUCCUUCGGGAACCGUGCAGAAAUUCGACGGCUUGUGCGUGCUCCCGUUGAACAUUGUCAACGAAAAGAUCUACGUGUUCCUCUGGUUUUGGUUCGUGAUCCUGUCUGUCUUGAGCGGUAUCUCCCUGUUGUACCGCAUGGCGGUGGUGGCGGGCCCGCGCGUCCGUCUCUACCUGCUGCGCGCACGCAGCCGUCUCGCUCCCCAGGAGCAAGUCGAAACUGUGGCACGCAAACUGCAAAUCGGUGAUUGGUUCGUGCUCUAUCAACUGGGAAAGAACAUCGAUCCGCUUAUUUACAAGGAGUUGAUGGGUGAAUUAUCCGAAAAAUUUGAAGGGAAGGACACUGUGUAGUUGAAUAACGCAUAUUAGUGGACAUUGGGUCAGAGUGCCGUGUAGUGUGGGGCCCGGCCCGCGGCUACCUGCGCGUGCGCGGGCGCCGCGGGCCGGGGGGGAGCGCACAAAGAGCGCCGGGAGCGGCUGCACGCCGACAUUCCAUUACCACGUCCGGGGAACGACCUCCGCCGGGCUACAGUCAUUGUAUUCCAGAACCGCUUUAAACUUGUAACGCUACUGAAAUUAUUGUAGGAGAAAACUCUUCCAAACGCAACUAUUCGACUGAUAUUGUGUGUACACGCGCAAGCAUUUAGUGUAACGUUUUUGGGGCAUGUUUACAUAAAAUAGUCGUAGCUGUAGUAGAUCUCGUGCCUUCGUUUUGUAUUGUAUUAUUUGUGUGCGUGCGAGUGGAGUGUUCAGGGGACGUUCUCAUUGUGAUAUGUAAUUAUUAUUAAUCUAAAUUAAGUGUUUAUCGUGUACGAGAUUGAUUGAGUGGACGGCUGGCUUAUUCCUAAGUUUAGAUAGUUUAUCUAAUGUAUGUCUUUGUUAUCGAAUGUUAACUCGAUACGGUAUUGUAAAAAGCAAUAAUGAACUAUUAAUUUUAAGAGAUCAAUUAUUCGAAUUCGAUAGACAAUACUGUAAUUUUUACUGAUUGAUACUGAAACUUUUUAUACUGACGAUACGAGUCGAUCAUGGUUGAUAUUUUCUGAAUAUAUUUACUGCCACAUAA